AGAGAGAGAGAGAGAGAGAUGAGUUCGAACGAGAUGACUCAAAAGCCGCAUGCAGUGUGUGUCCCCUUCCCAGCUCAGGGCCACAUCAAGCCCAUGCUCUGCCUCGCCAAGCUUCUCCACCACAGGGGCUUCCACAUCACCUUCGUCAACACCGAGUACAACCACAAGCGCCUCCUGCGUUCCCGCGGCCCCUCCGCCCUCGACGGCCUCCCGUCCUUCCGGUUCCGCACCAUCCCAGACGGCCUCCCCCCCUCUGACGCCGACGCCACCCAGGACAUCCCCACCCUCUGCCGGUCCUCGCGGGACCUCUGCCUGCCCUACUUCCGGGACCUCCUCCGGACGCUCGACGAGGAGAGCGCCACGUCGGGCUCCCCGCCGGUGAGCUGCGUGGUGUCGGACGGCGUGAUGAGCUUCACGCUCGACGCUGCCGAGGCAGCCGGCGUGCCACUGGUCUUGUUCUGGACGACGAGCGCGUGCGGCUUCAUGGGCUACGUGCAGUAUCGCAGUCUUGUCGACAAGGGUCUUUCUCCACUCAGAGAUGCAAGCUACUUGACAAACGGGUACUUAGACACCAUCAUCGACUGGAUACCCGGGAUGAGGAGCAUCAGCCUGCGAGACUUGCCGAGCUUCAUCCGAACUACCGACCCAGAUGACUUCAUGGUCGACUUCCUGUCGGUCGAGACCGAGAGGGCGAAGAGAGCUUCAGCCAUUGUCCUCAACACGUUCGACCGCCUGGAGCACGAGGUCGUCGAUGCUCUCAAGGCCAUGUUCCCCCCCAUCUACACCCUCGGCCCCCUCCAUCUCCUCACGGCGCAACUGCCUGAUGACGGCACCGGAUCUAUCGGAUCCAACUUGUGGAAGGAAGAGCCGGGCUGUCUCAAGUGGCUCGACUCGAAACCGCCCGGCUCGGUCGUGUACGUGAACUUCGGGAGCAUCACGGUGAUGUCCCCAGCGCAGCUGGUGGAGUUCGCAUGGGGACUCGCGAACAGCGGUCAGACGUUCCUAUGGAUCAUCCGGCCCGACCUGGUCGCCGGCGACACAGCGGUCUUGCCACCGGAGUUCUCGGCCGCAACGGGGGAGCGGAGCCUGCUGGCGAGCUGGUGCCCCCAGGAGCGGGUGCUGGGCCACCAGGCGGUCGGCGGGUUCUUGACCCACAGCGGGUGGAACUCCACGAUCGAGAGCAUCGUGGCGGGCGUGCCGGUGGUGUGCUGGCCGUUCUUCGCGGAGCAACCGACGAACUGUCGUUACAGCCGCGAGGAGUGGGGAAUGGGGAUGGAGAUCGACAGCGACGUGAAGAGGGACGAGGUGGAGAGGCAGGUGAGGGAACUGAUGGAGGGGAAGAGAGGGAAGGAGAUGAAGAGGAAAGCGAUGGAGUGGAAGGAGAUGGCCCGGGAGGCCGCGUGUCCUUCCGGGCCGUCGUUCUUGAACUUGGACGAGCUGAUCAAUAGCGUGCUGCGGCUACCCAGGAGAUAUUAACGCUCCUCUUGUUUCCCUAAAAAUAAAUAAAGAAUUCGAAAAAAAUAUUUUUCGAAA
Molecule: messenger RNA, 1533 nt
Organism: Eucalyptus grandis
Lineage: Eukaryota; Viridiplantae; Streptophyta; Magnoliopsida; Myrtales; Myrtaceae
Product: 7-deoxyloganetin glucosyltransferase
Exons: 2
Coding region: 19-1476 (485 amino acids)
Molecular function (GO): UDP-glycosyltransferase activity
Source: RefSeq, a predicted model, not a curated record